This is a messenger RNA of Porites evermanni, 4671 nucleotides long. The record is from the annotation of a GenBank genome assembly. NCBI's taxonomy places the organism in Eukaryota, Metazoa, Cnidaria, Anthozoa, Scleractinia, Poritidae.
CCAUCAUCAGAUGUUCCACUGUUCCACCAUCAGAUGUUCUACACUUCUACCAUUAGGUGUUUUACUGUCCCACUAUUAGGUGUUCUAAUAUUCCGCCAUCUGUGUUCCACUGUUCCACCAUCUCUGUUGCACUGUUCUAACAUGAUAUCUUCCACUGUUCCACCAUGAGAUGUUCCACUGUUCCAUCAAGAUGUUCCACCAUUAGAACAUUAGUUGAUCUACUAUUCCAAAUUGUCUAUUCCACUGUUUUACCAUCAUAUGUCCCACUGUUCCACCGUUAAAUGUUUUAGUGUUCCACCAUCAGAUGUUCCACUGUCCCACCAUCAGAGUUUCUACUGUUUCACCAUGAUUGUUGCUGUAACAUUGGAACAUUUGAUUUCAGUGGAUUAAUCAUGGUGGAGCAGUAGAACCUCUGGUGGUAGAACAGUGAACAUGUGAUGGUAAAACAGUAAAACAAGUGAUGGUGGAACAGUGCAACAGAGAAUGUUUAACAGUAGGCUAUCCACUGUUCCACCAUCUCUGCUGCACUGUUCUAACAUCAUAUCUUCCACUGUUCCACCAUGAGAUGUUCCACUGUUCCAUCAAAAGAUGUUCCACCAUUAGAACAUUAGCUGAUCUACUGUUCCACAUUGUCUAUUCCACUGUUUUACCAUCAUAUGUUCCACUGUUCCACCGUUAAAUGUUUUAGUGUUCCACUAUCAGAUGCUCCAUUGUUCCACCGUCAGAUGUUCCACUGUUCCACCAUCAGAAGUUCUACUGUUUCACGAUGAUUGUUCCACUUUUCCAUCAUCAGAUGUUCCACUGUUCCAGCAUCAGUUAUUAUACUCUUUCACCAUCAGAUGUUCCACUGUUCCAUCACCAGAUGCUCUACUUUUAAACAUUCUCUGUUCCACUCUUCCACCAUCAGAUGUUACACUGUUUUAGCAUCAGAUGUUCCACUCUUCCACCAUCAGAGGUUCUAUUAUUCCACCAUCUUUCUUUCACUGUUCCACCAUCAGAUGUUUCACCGUUCCACCGUCAGAUGUCCUACUGUUCCACCAUCAGGUGUUCUAAUGUUCGACCAUCUCUUUUCCAAUGUUUCACCACCUCUGUUACGCUGUUCCACCAAAAGAUGUUCCAUUGUUCCACCAUCAGAUGUUCCACUGUUUCACCAUCUCGGUUCCACUGUUCCACCAUCGUAUCUUCCACUGUUCCACCAUCAGAUGUUUCACUGUUCAACUAUCAGAUGAUCUACUGUUCCAAAUUGUCUGUUCUACUGUUCCACCAUCAGAUGUUUUACUGUUCCAGCAUCUCUGUUCUAUUGUAGCACCAUGACAUGCUCCACUGUUCCACCAUCAUAUGUUACACUGUUCCACCAUUAUAUCUUCCACUGUUCCACAAUGUCUGUUCCACUGUUCCACCAUUAGGUGUUUUACUGUUCCACCCUCUGUUCUACUGUUCCACCAUCAGAUGUUCUACUUUUCAUCCAUUAGCUGUUCCACUGUUCCCCCAUCAGAUGUUCUACUGUUCCACCACAAUAUGUUCCACUGUUCCACAAUGUCUGUUCCACUGUUCCACCAUUAGAUGUUUUACUGUUCCACCAUCUCUGUUCCACUGUUCCACUAUCAGAUGUUCUACUUUUUAUCCAUUAGCUGUUCCACUGUUCCCCCAUCAGAUGUUCCACUCUUCCACCAUCAGAGGUUCUACUGUUCCAUCAUGAUUGUUCCACUGUUCUAUCAUCAGAUGUUCUACUCUUCCAGCGUCAGAUGUUCUACUGUUCCAUCAUCUUUUUUCCACUGUUCCUCCAACUGUGAUGUACUAUUUUACCAUCUCUCUUCCUCUAUUUCUUACUCUGAUGUUUUACUCUUUUACCACAUCUGUUCCACUGUUCCACCCAUUUUUCCACCGUCAGAUGUUCCACUCUUCCACCAUCACAGGUUUUACUCUUCCACCACCGCUGUUCCCUUGUUCCAUCAUCAGAUGUUCCACUGUUCCAGCCUCAUCUGGUCCACUAUUCCACCAUCUCUGUUUCACUGUUCCGACAUAAGAUGUUCAACUGUUUAACCAUCUCUGUUCUACUGUUCCACCAUCAGAUGUUCCACUGUUCCACCAGCAGAUUAACUACUGUUAACCAUUUACUGUUCCACUGUUCCACUGUUCCACCAUCAGAUGUUACACUGUUUUACCAUCACAUGUUCACUGUUCUACCACCAGAGGUGCUACUGUUCCACCAUGAUUGUUUUACUGAAAUCAGAUGUUCCAAUGUUCCAGCAUCACAUAUUCUACUUCUCCAUCAUCAAAUGUUCUACUGUUCUACCAUCUCUGUUCCACGGUUUCACCAUCAGUUGUUUCACCGUUCCACCAUCAGAUAUUCUACUGUUCCACCAUCAGGUGCUCCAGUUUUCAACCAUCAGAUGUUCCACUGUUCCACCACCAGAUGAUCUACUGUUCCAUAUUAUCUGUUCCACUGUUCAACCAUCAGAUGUUCCACUCUUCCACCAUCAGAUGUUCCACUGUUCCACCACCAGAUUUUCCACUGUUCCACCAUUAGAGGUUCUAAUGUUCCACCAUGAUUGUUCCAUUGUUCCAUCAUCAGAUGUUCCACUGUUCCAGCAUCAGAUGUUCUUCUCUUCCACCAAUAGGUAUUCUACUGUCCCACUAUUAGGUGUUCUAAUGUUCCACCAUCUGUGUUCCACUGUUUCACCACCUCUGUUACGCUGUUCCACCAUCAGAUGUUCCACUGUUCCAGCCUCAUCUGGUCCACUAUUCCACCGUCUCUGUUUCACUGUUCCGACAUAAGAUGUUCAACUGUUUAACCACCUCUGUUCUACUGUUCCACCAGCAGAUUAACUACUGUUCACCAUUCUCUGUUCCACUGUUCCACCAUCAGAUGUUACACUGUUUUACCAUCACAUGUUCACUGUUCUACCACCAGAGGUGCUACUGUUCCACCAUGAUUGUUUUACUGAAAUCAGAUGUUCCAAUGUUCCAGCAUCACAUAUUCUACUUCUCCAUCAUCAAAUGUUCUACUGUUCCACCAUCUCUGUUCCACUGUUUCACCAUCAGUUGUUUCACCGUUCCACCAUCAGAUAUUCUACUGUUCCACGAUCAGGUGUUCCAGUUUUCAACAAUCAGAUGUUCCACUGUUCCACCACCAGAUGAUCUACUGUUCCAUAUUGUCUGUUCCACUGUUCAACCAUCAGAUGUUCCACUGUUUCACCAUAAGAUGUUCCACUGUUCCACCACCAGAUGUUCCACUGUUCCACCAUUAGAGGUUCUAAUGUUCCACCAUGAUUGUUCCAUUGUUCCAUCAUCAGAUGUUCCUCUGUUCCAGCAUCAGAUGUUCUUCUCUUCCACCAUUAGGUAUUCUACUGUCCCACUUUUAGGUGUUCUAAUGUUCCACCAUCUGUGUUCCACUGUUUCACCACCUCUGUUACGCUGUUCCACCAUCAGAUGUUCCACUGUUCCACCAUCUCUGUUCUACUGUUCUAACAUCAUAUCUUUCGCUGUUUCACCAUCACAUGUUCCGCCGUCCCACCAUAAGAUGUUACACUGUUCCACCAUCAGCUUGUCUACUGCUGCACAUUGUCUGUUCCACUGUUCCACCGUCAGAUGUUUCACUGUUUCACUAUCUCUGUUUCACUGUACCACCGUCAAAUAUUCUACCGUGCCACCAUCAGAUGUUCCAUUGUUCCUCCCUCAGAUGUUCCACUGUUCCACCAUCAGAGGUUCUACUGUUCCACCAUCAUUGUUCCACUGUUCCAUCAUCAGAUGUUCCACUGUUCCACUGUUCCACCAUCAGAUGUUUUACUGUUCGACCAUCUCUGUUCCACUCUACUACCAUCAAAUGUUCAAUUGUUCCACCAGCAGAUGUUCCACUGUUCAACCAUCAGAGGUUCUAUUGUUCUACCAUGAUUGUUCCACUGUUACAGCAUCAGAUGCUCUACUCUUCUACCAUUAGGUAUUCUACUGUCCCACUAUUAGGUGUUCUAAUGUUCCGCCAUCUGUGUUCCACUGUUUCACCACCUCUGUUACGCUGUUCCACCAUCAGAUGCUCCACCGUUCCACCAUCUCUGUUGCACUGUUCCACCAUCAGAUUCUCCACUGUUCCAUCAAAAAAUGUUCCACCAUUCCACCAUCAGCUGAUCUACUGUUCCACAUUGUCGGUUCCACUGUUUUAACAUCAUAUGUUCCACUGUUCCACCGUCAAAUGUUUUACUGUUCCACCAUCUCUGUUCCACUGUACCACCAUCAAAUAUUCUACUGUUCCACCAUCAGAUGUUCCAUUGUUCCACCGUCAGAUGUUCCACUGUUCCACCAUCAGAGGUUCUACUGUUUCACCAUCAGAUGUUCAACUGUUCCAUCACCAGAUGAUCUACGGUUAAACAUUCUCUGUUCCACUGUUCCACUACCAGAUGUUACACUGUUUUAGCAUCACAUGUUCUACUCUUCCACCAUCAGAUGUUUCAUCGUUCUACCGUCAGAUGUCCUACUGUUCCACCAUCAGGUGUUCUAAUGCUCGACCAUCUGUGUUCCACUGUUUCACAACCUCUGUUACGCUGUUCCACCAAAAGAUGUUCCACUGUUCCACCAUCAGAUGUUCCACUGUUCCACCAUCGCUGUUUCACUGUUCCACCAUCAUAUCUUCCACUGUUCCACCAUCAGAUGUUCUACUGUUCCACUAUCAGAUGA